CAAAAGUUCAUGACCUCGAAUCCGCGGUUGCAUGGCGGCAGCUCGACAACAUUGAAUACAACGCCGACAAAUACCUAAAUCUCGUCCACCAUGUCUGCUCCGAACGUCCUCAACGCCAUCUCAAGAUGGGCCAUCCCAGUCUUCAUUGGUGCGUCGUUAGCACAAAGCGCCAUGUACGAUGUGAAAGGCGGAACGAGAGCAGUCAUCUUCGACCGUCUGUCUGGUGUCCAGGAACAAGUCACCAACGAAGGAACCCAUUUCCUCAUCCCAUGGCUUCAGAAAGCAAUCAUCUACGAUGUGCGGACGAAACCGAGAAACAUCAGCACCACCACCGGGAGCAAGGACUUGCAGAUGGUGUCACUGACGCUGAGAGUGCUCCAUCGCCCAGACGUCCAGAACUUGCCCAAGAUCUACCAAUCCCUCGGUCAAGAUUACGACGAAAGAGUUCUCCCAUCUAUUGGCAACGAAGUGCUCAAAGCAAUUGUGGCUCAGUUCGACGCAGCAGAACUAAUCACCCAACGAGAAGCCGUCUCGCAACGGAUCCGAGCCGACCUGACCCGCCGGGCACAAGAAUUCAACAUCGCGCUUGAAGAUGUCUCCAUAACACACAUGACCUUCGGUCGCGAGUUCACCAGGGCGGUCGAACAGAAACAGAUCGCCCAACAGGACGCAGAAAGAGCAAGGUUUAUCGUUGAGAAAGCCGAGCAGGAGAGACAGGCGAACGUCAUUCGUGCCGAAGGUGAAGCUGAAUCGGCAGACAUUAUCAGCAAAGCUGUGGCCAGGGCGGGAGACGGGUUGAUACAGAUCAGAAGGAUCGAGGCCAGCAAAGACAUCGCCCAGACAUUGGCCGCGAACCCCAACGUCACCUACCUGCCGGGUGGUGGUGAAGGAGAAGGUGGGAAGGGAAAGAGCACAGGAUUAUUGCUGGGCUUGAGGGCGUGAUCGGCGCUGUGAGUCUCGGGAGAAGCUUGUACUGAUAUGAUUCACCGACAGCAGGGUGAAAUAUGCUGUCUUACUCUGUGGCAUUAAAUAGUGAUCAAAAGACCCCGAACUGGGGAGGAAAUUCUCAACUUUCACAGCCAGCUUUCCGUUUCCACAGGCAUUGGCUCGAAUCACUCUGAACACAUCUUUCUCCCCAGUCUUCG
Molecule: messenger RNA, 1145 nt
Organism: Cladophialophora immunda
Lineage: Eukaryota; Fungi; Ascomycota; Eurotiomycetes; Chaetothyriales; Herpotrichiellaceae
Product: prohibitin-1
Exons: 2
Coding region: 91-942 (283 amino acids)
Biological process (GO): mitochondrion organization
Cellular component (GO): membrane; mitochondrion
Source: RefSeq, a predicted model, not a curated record